AUGAGUACCAUCGAAACGCGAAGCAAGAAGUCACAACCGAAGGAAAAGGAAGUCGGAAGCGACGAAUCGGGAGAUUCGUCUAGAACAGGCGAAACGUCAGGUACAGAGCGAACCACCUGUACAGAACAAACAACUAGCACCAAUCAAACUACGACCACAACAGACUCAAGCAGCACAGCGAAAAACACACCACAAGACGUGCAAAGAAAAGCGACGGGAUCACGGACAUCGCAGAGCAAACGUGCAGAACUAGAAGCCCGUUUAGAACUCCAGCACAGAGAAAAAGAACAGGCAGACGCCGCAGCUGCACUCGCUCGUACUAAAUUGGAGCUAUUGCAACUAGCAGAGAACUCCGACCAAGAACCGGACGAUGAAAACGACCUAGUCAACGAUUGGAUAGACAAAACUCCGCCGCCACAAGAUACCGAAUUUAACCGCAGUAUGAACAUCCUAUCAAACCUAGUAGCAAAGGCAGUUCAACAAACCAACAGUAGUCACGAACACAGAACGGAUACCGCACCAAAGAAACCACCAAUAUAUAUUAACGAUCUGUACCUAUUUGACGGAGAUCCCAUCAACUGGAUACCAUUCAUCAGCCACUACAAGGACACGGCAUCAUUUUUUAGUGACAUCGAAAACACCGCUCGCAUCAGGAAGUCCCUCAAAGGACUUGCAAGACAAACAGUAAAAUCUCUUCUAUACACCAGCACGAACCCAGAAAUAAUAUUAACAGAAUUAGAAAGAAGAUUCGGACAACCUUCAUAUAUAAUAAAAAGCGAAAUCGCAGAACUCGACAAAUUGCCCAAAAUGACUGAAGACAUUAAGGGCAUAGGCACAUUUGCUAGCGCAGUAUUUAACAGCGUAAAUACAAUAAAACAAUUAGACCGAAAGGAAUAUCUUUACUCUACCGAUAUAUCAGAUAGAAUCGUGGGAAAAAUGAGCACCAUAAAGGUUAAAAUAGAAAAUAACAAAUCACGACCAAUAAGAAGAGCCAGAGUUAAUACGGCAAAUCACGAAUCAACCUACGAAAGUGACGAAGAUUCAAACUACGACAGCGAGUUCGAAGAAGAAAUGAGAAUCGUCCUUACCGCCUCGGCAAUAGAAGAAGAAAGAUGUCCCCUAUGCGAACAAUCACACGAUAUUAUCAAAUGCGACAAAUUCACAAAGGAACCCACCAAAGAACGUUGGGAAAUAGUCAAAAGACUAAAGAUGUGUUUCAAAUGUCUCAAAACGAAUCACAGACACUUUCAAUGCAAAACUCAACCUUGUGGCAAGGAUGGUUGCAUCAGAAAGCAUCAUGAGCUACUGCAUCAAGAAAGAUUAAAACCAGACUCUAAUAAGAUAGUUUCAGUAAAUCACAUAGGCACUUCAAAAGCCUACUUAAAAAUAGUACCUGUAGAGCUGUGCGGACCAAAUGGCACUGAGACCGUCAUGGCCUUACUAGAUGAAGGGUCAACAGUCACUCUGCUGGUAGACAAAGUCGCCCACCACAUAGGAGCCUCCGGACCUGCAAAGAGCCUAGUUAUCGAAGGCAUAAGCGGUCAUCAAAUGAAAACGGAAGAAUCAAGACAUAUUAAAAUUCGUAUCAAAGGUUUAUUCUCAAGGACAUACGAAGAUCUUCAGGCACAUACAAUCGGACAACUCAACCUUAUAGCACAAUCCGUAAAGAAAGAAGACAUAGAAGAUUGCCCCCAUCUUAAAGAUAUAGAAGAUCAGCUGAUAUACGAUGGAACGCCACCAUCACUGUUAAUAGGCCAAGACAACUGGCACUUAAUAGUUACAAGAGACUUGAAGACUGGUAGCGCAUCAAAGCCCGUGGCAUCCCUAACCAGCCUAGGAUGGAUACUUCACGGCUUGAAGACUGAAACCUCAAAACCCGUCCUCUUCAUAAAUCACAUUCAUGAAAAAGAAACUGAAGACAUAGAUAAACUAAUUAAAAACCAUUUCAGUCUCGACUCGUUGGGAAUAACAGAAAGAAAACCACUAAAAGAUCCCGAACAACGAGCCAUAGCAAUUUUAGAAAAAACAACUCAUAGAUUGCCCGAAGGAAGAUUCGAAUGCGGAUUACUAUGGAAAUCCGACGAUGAAACUAUGCCACAAAAUAGAAACAGUGCCUUACGCCGCCUACAAGGCAUAGAAAGAAAACUAAAUAAAAAUGAAGACUUCAAAUUAAAAUAUACUCACCAAAUACAAAAUCUAAUAUCCAAUGGAUAUGCCGAACUAGCCACCACAAAACCCACCUCGCCAAGAACCUGGUACCUGCCACAUUUCGCAGUAAUACAUCCACAAAAGGAAAAAUUAAGAGUCGUGUUCGACGCCGCCGAACGCACAAAUGGCAAAAGUCUAAACGAUGCCUUACUAUCCGGUCCUGAUUUACUACAAUCCCUCUUCGGCGUGCUGAUAAGGUUCCGCCAAGGCCCGGUAGCCGUCGCAGCCGACAUCAAGGAAAUGUUUCUCAGAAUCGUAAUACGAGAAGAAGACAGAGACAGCUUACGAUUCCUCUGGAAAGAGAACGAAACAGACGCAGAACCUAAAGAAUACAGAAUGAAGUCGCUAGUAUUCGGAGCAACGUCAUCACCCUGUUCAGCUAUAUACGUUAAGAAUCGAAAUGCUCAAGACUUCCAAGAAAAAUAUCCCGAGGCUGUGAAUGCCAUUCAACGUUGUCAUUAUAUGGACGACUAUUUACAAAGCUUCCCAACAGUCGAAGAAGCAAAAAGAACAAGUAAAGAAGUGGACCUCAUACACAAAAGUGGAGGUUUCGAACUAAGAGGAUGGACAUCGAAUUAUCCAUCCACUAUUAACACAAUGGAAAUCAACCAUCCCGACCACAUUAAUUUGGGAGACCACGAUAAAUAUGGGAAGACAUUGGGCAUGAUAUGGCAAACCAACAACGACGCAUUACGAUUUACUGUCAGCCUUCGCAACACGCCCGAUGACGUCACUAAAGAAACGAGACCACCAACUAAACGCGAAGUCGCAAGCGCUGUCAUGUCAGUAUUCGACCCGCUAGGUUUAGCCACUCCAGUUUUAAUACAAGGAAAAACACUUAUACAGCAACUAUGGCGCACCGGAAUAAAUUGGGACGACCACAUACCCGACACGCUUAGAGACCAUUGGUCAAAAUGGCUCAACAACCUAGCAUGUCUAAAGGAUCUAAACGUUCCACGAUGUACAGAUUCCUGUAACGAGGGGGAACUACAUACCUUCGUAGACGCCAGUGAAACCAUCUAUGCCGCUGCAACAUACUGGAAAACUACUAUGAACAACCAGGUCAGCAUAAAACUAAUAGCAGCAAAAGCCAAGGUGGCCCCACUCAAACCUACCUCUAUACCACGAUUAGAAUUACAAGCCGCAGUGCUUGGCUGCCGUCUAGCAAACAGCAUUCACCAAGAAAUGGACACCAAUAUUAAGAAGAAGUAUUACUGGUCAGACUCUCGAACGGUAUUAGCAUGGAUCAAAUCCGACCCACGCACGUUCAAAACCUUCGUCGCACACAGACUAGCUGAAAUAGAAGAACUCUCAAAAACAUCAGAAUGGAGAUACGUACCCACUAAACAAAACGUAGCUGACGACGCAACUAGAUCGGCACCCCGAAAUUUCGACAGCAACCAUCGAUGGUUCAACGGUCCAGAAUUCCUAAAACUUGACUGCAACGAAUGGCCUCAAGAUCACAGUGAUCGCUCACUACAAGUUACGGGCGAAGAAAAAACACAGACAGUAGCCACGGCGCGUCUCGUUCAACCACCUAUACCAGACGUCAGUCGUUUCUCAUCAUGGACACGUUACCUACGAGCCUCAGCACGCUUCAUACAAAGCGUCGAAGUUUUUAAAACAUUAAUAAAUAAACCCGACAAAGUCACCGCCACUAAACGAAUCGUCAAGGAUAAAGCCUGGAAACCGUAUAAAAAACCCAUAAUACUCGAUGGAAAACACCCGAUUACACGACUAAUCGUGAACCAUUACCAUCAAGAAUACAAUCACGGUAAUCACAACACGAUUAUGAACGAGAUUCGACAGAAAUACUAUGUGAUAUCUCUUCGAAACACCGUCAAAAGUAUAGCAAGAGAAUGCCAAUGGUGUAGAAUACACAAAGCCGUUCCUAUCACAACACCUUUGGGAGACUUACCGGUGGAACGCCUGCAACACAAACAAUACCCGUUCACCUGCACUGCUGUAGAUUAUUUCGGACCAAUAACCAUAAAAAUUGGCAGAAAAACAGAUAAACGCUGGGUGGCUUUAUAUACAUGCCUCACAACGCGAGCAGUUCAUCUGGAGAUUGCUACAUCCUUGUCAGCAGAUAACAUGAUACUCACACUGCGAAGAAUGAUAGCACGUCGAGGGACACCUAAAACGAUGUUUAGCGACAAUGGAACAAAUUUCAUCGGAGCAAAUAAAGAAAUCAAGACAGCGUUUGAAAAAAUGAUAGAUAAAUCCAAAGAAAAAGGAAUUCAAUGGAAAUUCAUACCUCCAGGAGCUCCACACAUGGGAGGAGCAUGGGAGAGACUAGUGCGAUCAGUUAAAACCGCACUAACCGCAACCCUUAAUACACGACAUCCUCAAGAAGAAAUAUUACAUACAUUACUUCUAGAAGCAGAACACCUCAUAAAUUCAAGACCUAUAACAGAGGUAUCCCUAGAUCCAGAUGACCAAGAAGGUUUAACUCCAAACCACUUUCUGAUUGGAAGAUCAAGCGGGCACCUUCGCAUGGGAGAUUUCACGGACGACGAACUCAUCGGCCCCCCAACAUGGAAAACAUUACAACGCCUCACCGAUCACUUCUGGAAACGCUGGCUCAAUGAAUAUCUACCCACGAUAACACCGCGAUACAACAACAAUCAAAAUGGAUUCAUUAACCCAACCAUCGGCGACAUUGUAAUAAUAAUCGAUAAUUCUCUUCCCCGAGGCACCUGGCCAAGAGGUGAAAUCAUCAAAACCUACCCCGGACCAGACGGAAAAACACGUAUAGUAGACGUGCGCACUACCGCCGGAAUACUAAAGCGAACGGUUUCCCGCCUAGUGAAAAUCGCGCAAUCUUCUUCCUCAACAUGA
This is a messenger RNA of Pararge aegeria (speckled wood butterfly), 5049 nucleotides long. RefSeq lists its product as uncharacterized. Gene Ontology annotation, molecular function: nucleic acid binding. The transcript has 2 exons. Bases 1 to 5049 code for a protein of 1682 amino acids. NCBI's taxonomy places the organism in Eukaryota, Metazoa, Arthropoda, Insecta, Lepidoptera, Nymphalidae. The record is from RefSeq and is a predicted model, not a curated record. Gene Ontology annotation, biological process: DNA integration.